Molecule: messenger RNA, 637 nt
Organism: Teleopsis dalmanni
Lineage: Eukaryota; Metazoa; Arthropoda; Insecta; Diptera; Diopsidae
Exons: 3
Coding region: 383-637 (84 amino acids)
Biological process (GO): angiotensin-activated signaling pathway
Cellular component (GO): plasma membrane
Source: RefSeq, a predicted model, not a curated record
AGUGGGGUUGUUGUUUUGAUUUGAUGGGGUUUAAUGUAACAGAAUUAAUUUUAACUUUGUCGGAGUAAGUUCCGUUGCGUUGCGUUUAAAUUUUUGCACUUUCAUAUAAAUUUACUCAAUUUUAAAUUUGUUAGAAAACCAACAAGUGCUUCAGCGGUGUGUUUGUGUUUAUUUAAAUAAAUUAAAUCUACAGAAUUUUUUGUGAAAAUUGUCUUGCGAAUGUGGAACAUUUAAAAAUAUUUGCUGAAAAUAAAGUAGCCAGCUGUCACGCAAAAAGCAAACAAAAAAAAGUUAAAAAGCAUAAAUAUUAAAAUAUACGCACAGCAUAUACGCAAGAAUUACAGUUCAUUUGUGAAAAGUAAAAUAAUUGCAAAAAAGUAAAAUGACCGAUAUAAACGAAAUGUUGGGUUCGGCCUUUGUGCGCGUCAAGGUCGUUGCCUUUGUGCAUUUUUUCUUCGUAACAAAUGCCAUGCUUGGUUCCUGGGGACACGGUGCGUAUGAGUUUUACAAUUUCCUAUUUAUAAUUGCGAUGUUCUGGAGUAUGCACAGUAAAGAUUCCGUGGAAGCAGUACAAACGGCUUUAUUACUAACUGGUUAUAAAGCUUUCAUAAAUUUGUAUAAUAAGCGUUCGCAAUAA